AUGAUUGCAGUGUUCUCAGGAGUAUUUGCCUUGGUCUUGACCAUCUUCACAACGGCCCGUCCUGUUGAGAUAUUUGCGGCCACUGCGGCGUUCACUUCGGUGCAGGUAGUUUUCGUGGGUGGAACUAGUAUCGAAAGCGGGCAGUGUCAGUGCACUUCUUAG
This is a messenger RNA of Alternaria arborescens, 162 nucleotides long. RefSeq lists its product as hypothetical. The transcript has 2 exons. NCBI's taxonomy places the organism in Eukaryota, Fungi, Ascomycota, Dothideomycetes, Pleosporales, Pleosporaceae. The record is from RefSeq and is a predicted model, not a curated record. The coding region runs from base 1 to 162 and encodes 53 amino acids.